UAUUUCUUUGACACUCCGUCUGUACAGCGUGGAAUGUCAUUAGCAGAAGAGGCCAGAAUUCGAAGAGAAGGCAUAAGGUUAAUAAUGGAAGUGGGAACUGGCGUAAUUCUGUUUAGCAAAGCCUGGCCUACUAUAGGAACAGCCUCAAUCUACUUCCACCGCUUCUACAUGUUCCACACGCUUCAAGAAUUUCCCCGUGAGAUUGUCGCCAUGGGUUGUCUAUUUCUUGCUGGAAAAGUGUCGGAAACUCCGAAAAAGUGUAAGGAUAUUGUGACUGCUGCUCAAAACGUCUUUCCUACUGUUUAUGGAAACAAGAAUAGGAAUACAUUUGUCGAUGAAAUCAUGGGCAUCGAGCGUGUUCUGUUACAGACUAUGAAAUUCGAUCUUCAAGUUGACUUGCCCUACCAGUAUCUUAUUGAUUACUCGAAAAAAUUCAAACUCACUAAAACGGAGAUCAACUCUCUUGUUCACACUUCAUGGACUUUCGUCAAUGACAGUGCCUUUACGACAUUGUGCUUGAUUUGGGAACCCCAGGUGAUCGCCGUAGCUCUUCUUCACCUUGCCAUUACCGUUCGUAAAGUCAACAUCGGUCUCCCAGACUGCUGGUGGAAUGAAUAUAUAGCAAACUUAUCGAAUAGCUUAAUAGAUGAUAUAUGUCAUAAGGUAAGCUCUGUUUUUAUGAUCAUUCCUAUUUUGUUACGAGGCAAUUUUGUCUGA
Messenger RNA from Haemonchus placei, 717 nucleotides. The record is from the annotation of a GenBank genome assembly. Lineage: Eukaryota; Metazoa; Nematoda; Chromadorea; Rhabditida; Trichostrongylidae.